Ramularia collo-cygni is the source of this 312-nucleotide messenger RNA. RefSeq lists its product as uncharacterized. The record is from RefSeq and is a predicted model, not a curated record. NCBI's taxonomy places the organism in Eukaryota, Fungi, Ascomycota, Dothideomycetes, Mycosphaerellales, Mycosphaerellaceae. The transcript has a single exon. Bases 1 to 312 code for a protein of 103 amino acids.
AUGUCGGGCAUGCCCGCACGGAAGGGCACGAUCCUAUCGAUCUAUGGGAGCAUGCCCCCCGAGAUAGAUGACAUGAAAUCUGGCCAUCGGCACUUUUCUGUUCCCAAUUCAAGACCGGAAGCCGCUCUGAUGGCUGCUUCAAGUUUAGAAAUGCCGGAAACAAACCAGAUGACUCGUUCGGGCAAGGACCUGGUGCUAGAGGAGCAACGAAAGCCCACCGUCGAUCGAAGACCAACGAGACAGGCAGAAUUCGCCAAAGAAGUUGCAGAAGCUGGAGGAGUGGAUGACCGCUCCGAAGACGAGCUUGCUUGA